AUGGACCAAGGCCUUUCAACAGGGUCCCAUCAGAAAACUGAUGGGCUAAGAGAGAGAAACUCACGCGCUGAUUCAACAGUCGGUCGCGAGGCUUUAACAGCCACCGGGGAAGUCGAGGUCAAGGACAAAGAUGGCAACGAGCUCAAGACAUUUGGACGAACUCCUGAUGGAACAGUGUUUACGGUCCCGCAGACUCAUGACAUGGUCUCCCAGCUACUUUCGCCUUCCGAACCCAAGAAUUUUGGUGAUCUAGUGGUGUUGAUAUUGUUGGCGGGUCAUAUCUUGUUCCUCUGGGUACUCCCCGCAGGCGCGAAAAUCCCGGUCUUUGCAGUCACCUACCUUUUCUGGCGUCUCGCUUACAAUGGAGGCAUCGGGUGGCUGCUCCACAACCAGUCACACCACAAGACACUGCUUCGAUGGGCGGAGAAGACCAAGGUGUUUGUCAACCCGGCCAGUGGGGGAAACCCCCACCCGAAACUGUAUAAUUGGAUCAAGCGGGAACUGGAAACCAAGAUCCCGCAGGACUACUCCUUCGACGAUGCUCCAAUUGAAUACAACACCUGGCUUGUCUUUAGGCGACUCGUGGACUUGAUUCUCAUGUGUGACUUCACCUCUUACUGCCUCUUCGCCAUAGCUUGUGGCCACCAACCCGUUGAUGAAAGUAUUAUCAUGGCUGUGUUGCGCUGGUCCGCGGGCAUCAUUUUAGUGCUGUUCAACCUGUGGGUCAAACUAGACGCCCAUCGAGUAGUCAAGGACUAUGCUUGGUAUUGGGGUGAUUUCUUCUACCUCAUUGACCAGGAAUUGACUUUCGAUGGCGUGUUCGAAAUGGCUCCGCACCCUAUGUACUCGGUUGGCUACGCUGGCUACUACGGAAUCUCUCUGAUGGCAGCCAGCUAUAAAGUACUCUUCAUCUCGAUCAUUGCCCAUGCAGCUCAAUUCGCCUUCCUCGUCCUCGUCGAGAAUCCGCACAUCGACAAGACUUACAAUCCGCCACCACCCCGAAAGCGAUCUACCUGUGCGGAUUCCACCGCCAACUUGCUCAGCGAUCUAGACACUCCAAAUGCGCCAACCCCGUCUGAAGAUCUACCUCCCAACGCGACACCUUCGUAUUCAGCUAAGCCGCCCCAGGCGGUCCACAACCUCCUGGGCCUGCACAACCUGGACCUACAUAGAACCACGGAUUCCUCGAUUGUGCUCGUCCAACUUCUUGUAUUCUCCAUCACGGCUCUGACACCCUCAACACCAGGUUAUCAGUUCCUCUUUGUUCUUCUUGCCACAGCUUCGAGGAUCUGGUAUUCUGUAGGAAUUGGGUAUCUGCUCCGGAAUCAAUCUAACACCAAAUCUUGGACCAGGCAUUUCGUGAAGUAUGGUGACACACCCCACGAGGCAUGGAACCAAUGGAAGGGCACUUAUCACUUAAGCAUGGUUUUGUGUUACUCCAGCUUCAUUGCAGCCGUGUGGAAGUUGUACGAGUUCCCCGCCGACUGGGGCUAUGGCUUGGUUCUGUUCCGCCACAUCCUAGGCGCUGGCUUGAUCAGUCUGCAAAUCUGGACCUCUGUCAGCAUCUACGAGUCUCUCGGCGAGUUCGGCUGGUUCUACGGCGACUUCUUCUUCGAUGAGUCUCUCAAACUCACCUACAACGGUAUCUACCGUUUCCUCAACAACCCAGAGCGCGUCCUCGGUCUUGCCGGUGUAUGGGGCGCAGUUCUCAUCACCAGCAGUGGUGCCAUUACCUUCCUCGCCUUGCUCAGCCAUAUCCUGAGUCUGGCGUUCAUUCAAUUCGUCGAGCGUCCCCAUAUGCAAAAGCUGUACGGUCGCAGCCUCCGCCAGGAUGCCGGUCUUGUGAAGAGCUUGAAGCGCUCUCUGCCACCUUCGCUCCAGCAAUUGCAUGGCAGCGUCGACAAGAUGUUUGAUGAUUCCUUCGAUUUCAUCGAAGAGAUCCUUGACAAUGCCCGACCUAGACUCGCUGCUGGUGUGAACACCUUCGUGAAAGACACCACGGCCCUGUUCCAGAAGUACCCUGCUCGCGUGACCAUCUCGCGCAUCGAUGCGGACUUGGCUGGCUUUGAUCUCAGCGAUUAUUCGCUUUCGCUCGAAGGCACCGAGCGCGCAUCCUUUGAAGACAGUGAGAAAACCAAAGGCCGAGAAGGCGCCAACGCCCGCAUGCCCCUCGACCGCCGAGGCGAUCUCAAGGAUCUGACAUUCGAAUACGGCUCCCCGAUCAAGGUCAAGUGGAGUGCUCCUAUCAACCACAGUAAGAAGGACUGGAUCGGUCUGUACCGAGUCACUGACAACACCUCGCGAGAGGUGACUCGUGUAUCAUCGCAAGGCCGCUGGGUCGCCACAAACCAAGGCGCAUACGACAAUCUCACCUGCGAGAAGGGCAUUAUCAGCAGUGAUGUGAUUGUUCCCUCCUCGCAGCGCAAAGACAACGAAGACCGCGAGUUUGCCUCUGGCGAGAUCCUUCUUUCUGGCGAUAAACUCUUCUGGACUCAAGGUGUCUUCGAACUCCGCUACCACCACAACGGCAUGCACAACGUCAUGGCUAUCUCGAGACCGUUCGAAAUCCGCAUCCGCCGUUUCGACGCAGAGGAAACUCUUGCAAAUGCCGAUUCUCUCGCCGAAGUAGCUGUUGAGCAAGCCUUGCUGCCUGUUGUUCGCAACUGUUUCGAUCGUGAUCCAGAAAUCGCCCCGGAAACCGGGGACGAGCAAUUCGGCAGCCUCGUGGAACGUGAUGGCAAGUUUGCCAAUCGUGUUGUCUUUGCUGUUCACCAAAUGUUCGGUAUCGAGUUAGCAGCCGAGGUCGUCAAGGCCGAUGGCAAUGUCCGCAAUCUUGCAUGGAGAAUCUGCAACGCCAAGAAAGUGCUGGCUCCUUACAGCAUGUCGAGAUCCAAUGGGACUACCACGCCACUCGAAGAUAGGAAAGAUUGA
Messenger RNA from Penicillium brevicompactum, 2931 nucleotides. Its product is annotated as phosphatidylethanolamine N-methyltransferase. Lineage: Eukaryota; Fungi; Ascomycota; Eurotiomycetes; Eurotiales; Aspergillaceae. Gene Ontology annotation, molecular function: phosphatidylethanolamine N-methyltransferase activity. The coding region runs from base 1 to 2931 and encodes 976 amino acids. Gene Ontology annotation, biological process: phosphatidylcholine biosynthetic process. The record is from RefSeq and is a predicted model, not a curated record. The transcript is spliced from 4 exons.